GUAAAUGGUGAUUACGCUUGAGGAUUACUUCUUCCAUGGCCAUUCAUGGAGCUUCUUCCUCUUUCUUAGACUCUUCUUGUUCCAUCCGUCUAUGGAAUCAUGAUGUAUUCUUGAACUUUAGAGGUGAAGAUGUUCGCCGAAAGUUUCUUUCUCAUCUGUACCAUGGUUUGGAUAAAAGGAAAAUCAACACCUACAUAGACAAAAAUCUUGAAAGAGGAGAGGAAAUCUCAGCAGCACUUUUCAAAGCUAUUGAAGAAUCAAGGAUUUCUAUCGUUGUACUCUCUAAAAAUUAUGCAGAAUCAAGAUGGUGUUUGAACGAGCUAUUGAAAAUCCUCGAUUGCAAACAAACGAUGAAACAAAUUGUUCUACCAAUUUUUUACGGCGUAGAUCCAUCGGAAGUACGACAUCAAAAAGGGGAUUUUGGAAAAUCAUUUGAUAAACUUGGAGAUCAGCUCAAGGAUAACGUAAAGAUGUUGAAGUGGAAGGCAGCUUUAGAAGAAGUAGCCAACUUGUCCGGGUUCGAAUUAGGGAACAGGGACGAGUCAGAGUUUAUCCAAGAAAUCAUUCAAUGGGUGGACUCAACAAUAGCAUACCAUACACCUCUAAGUGUUGCCAAGUAUCCAAUGGGAAAAGAGGUCAGUGUCCAAAUAGAUGAAUUGAGUGGAAAGAAAUCUUUCAUGCUGGCAGCGAGGGAGUUAACUAUUAUAUGGGGAUCUGGAGAAACUCCACAAUACUGGGAAUGGAUUCCCUCAACUGAGUCACCGGUUCUACCCAAGUCUAGAUUCUCGGAAGUAGCUCUUCUUAGAAAGGUUUCUUGGCUUGACAUAAAAGGCAGAAUUGAGACAAAAAUCCUUUCCCCAAAAACAAAGUAUGGGGCAUACUUUAUCUACUCCAUGGUGGAUGGUUUCUAUGGGUUUCACAACCCUGUGAAAGUAUCCAUUAGACUGGGAAACGAGGUGGAAGGAGGUGAUGCUAUCAAUGCUUAUUUGAAUCCAAGAAUGUGGUCGGGUACACAGGAACAACGAUCGAAUGAGGAAUUAUUACUAAUUAAACGACAGGAUGGUCGACUUCCAAUCAAGAGAGAGGAUAUGUGGAUGGAGAUUGAGAUUGGAGAAUUCUUCACUGGCAGCCACGUUGAUAAUCGUGGCGAGGUCGAGAUGUGUUUGAAGGAGGUUCAAGUCCUUCACGAGAAGUCUGGCCUUGUUGUCCAUGGCAUUGAGCUUCGGCCAAAAUAAGAAAUUAGUUAAUUAGUAAAGAGAUUGGUGCCUAGCUAUUUUCCUUCUGAGCAAACGACAUUUGCUGUGAGACCUGGAGUUGUAUACAUUAUAUUAUGAGCAACGUUUUGAUGAGACUUUG
Juglans microcarpa x Juglans regia is the source of this 1356-nucleotide messenger RNA. RefSeq names its product protein PHLOEM PROTEIN 2-LIKE A5-like. The transcript has 4 exons. Gene Ontology annotation, biological process: signal transduction. NCBI's taxonomy places the organism in Eukaryota, Viridiplantae, Streptophyta, Magnoliopsida, Fagales, Juglandaceae. The coding region runs from base 36 to 1235 and encodes 399 amino acids. The record is from RefSeq and is a predicted model, not a curated record.